AUGUCAACUUCGGCGUCCAUAGCUUUUCGUCUCCUUUGGCUAUCGAGCUUGUGCGCUGUGUUGGUAUCGCCGGAUAACUCCUUCCUCCCGUUACGUCAAGCUACGGAUGGUCCACACUUCACUGUAGCGUCGGACGACUGGAGCUGUUUUCCCGAACAAGCUCCAGUCAUUGACACGACGGAUGCUUUCUACCGCUGGGUCGCGGCCUUGAAGACGACGGCCCCACGGUUCGAGGGCCAUCACGACUAUUUGUGCGACGGCAGUAUGAAAAAUUACCAAGCAUGGGAGAAUUGCUUACCGAUCACGACGAGGUUUGACGAGGAAGAGUGCGCAGGUGCUGAUAGGACAGACCUGUUGAUGCAGACGCGAACGCCGUGCCAAGCCAGUGUGCUGCAUAUGCUGCUAGUAGACGUGUACGCGGAGUUGGAGCGGGCUGGAGGUGAUCCCGCACUUGUAUUCGGGACACUACUAGGAGCAGUUAGGGACGGAGGGAUCAUCCCUUAUACUGAAGAUGUGGACGUAGGAUAUCAGCUACAGAAUGACCCGAUGCCUGUCGUGAUAAGGAGACUGCAAGCUAAGGGGUAUCAUGUUUUCAUGGAUAGUAUCUGGAGGGUUUGUGUAGCCCCGACGCAUCCGUUAGCUGCGAGAUUGUAUGACCCAGCACUGACAGCUCCAAUUGAGUCCUGCACGGGGCCAUAUCUUGAUCUCUAUCGAAUGGAACCAGACCCAGAAGUGGUAGAUCACUGGACCAUCGAACACACAAAAAGAAGAACCGAUAGUAUCCCAGUUGAGAAGAUUUUGCCGUAUUCGAAGUGGAGGAGUAUGGAUCCUCAUACUUGA
Molecule: messenger RNA, 840 nt
Organism: Phytophthora nicotianae INRA-310
Lineage: Eukaryota; Oomycota; Peronosporomycetes; Peronosporales; Peronosporaceae
Exons: 2
Coding region: 1-840 (279 amino acids)
Source: RefSeq, a predicted model, not a curated record